AUGGCCAAUUCUUGUCUGGUGGAGCGAAAGUCAAACGACAAGGUCUCGGACAGCGCUGCCAAUCUGACCCGCUUACAGAAACUUGCUCUUCCCAGAAAAGUGCUGGUGGAAGCAACUCUGUCGCAGUUUAAACACUGUAUGAAGCCGGAUAUGGUGGAUCGUAUGAAAACGAAGAUCGUACAGCAAGGAGUACUUCUUUCGGGCCCCGUGCGUGUGUCACGAAGGUUGGCCGCCAAGAAAGGCAUCGAUUUGCCGGAAACAACAAUUGAAGAUGAAACGGAACAACUGGCAGUGUCAGACGCGAGUUGCAGCGAUGAAGACACGGACGCUGAAGAUAAAAAGCAACAAAAAGCACAGCGUAAGACCAACGUUCGUGUUACCGCCAAACGAGUACGCAGAAGAAGUCCCGACGCAGAUGAACCAAUAAAGUUGACCACCUUCACGGUAGAGCAACUUUAUCGCAGAUACCGACCGGAUUUAUUAUCGCAUCCCUCUAAACCGAGCACAUCGAAGGAAGCUACGAAAGUCGCCAAAGUCCCCGCCAAAGAUGGCGACGAGUCAGAGAGUAGCGGCGAUGACUAUCUGGUCGAUCCAAGUAAGCUCGACCUAAGCUCUGACUUUUUCCGAUCGACGGCACAGGAAAAGGAAGAACGUCAAGCGGUGGACCUCUUCUUUGACUGCAAUGCAGGGAUUGAGUUAACCGAUUCAGAAAAUGAGUCCGACAGUGGCGAUGUGACGGGUCCACAAUCAAGCACCGGCGCCAAUUCACCACCUGAAAAUCAAAUUAUGGGAACGGACGUUGAAUUGGGCCUGAAAUUGAUGCAACAAAUUAGCCAGUCAACCGAGGUCCACGCUCAGGCGCUGCGACUAGCCGAACCACUGCCCUCUUGUUCUUCAAAACCUUCCAUUUCCAGUGUAACAUUGAAAUCGGGUGACAAAUGUAGUUUGAAUACGGCUCCUUCAAAGGAGGACCACCGGGAGGUUGUUGCAAGUAUUUUGCACACGGGCGAACGUUUGGCGAAGCAGUGCGGCAAGUCGUCGCUAACUGCCGGCAUCGGUAGAACCGAUUUCGUGGCUGUGCCAACGAUCGAUCAAAGUGCGAAGGCAAAAGAUAUCGAAAUAACGUUAAAAGCUUCAGUGACCACCGACAGUAAAGGCAAGAAACGCACGUUCGAUGCACUGUCGGCCCUUAAACGUUUCAUGAACCGCGAAAAGCGCGAAGCUCAAAUCAAUCUGCACAAAGUUUCGCUCCUAUGCUGGAUCGGUCACGGUACUUACGUCAAUAAUGAACUGCGUAAACCUUCAUUGAUACGCCUAAUGCAACGCAAACUACUCCCAGGGGCGAGAAGCAAUGCGACACGCCCGAACGGCCUUACCAAUCUGCGGUACUUUCAGGAACUGACACGCUUCUACAGGCGCACGAUCACACUAAAAGAUACCACGAUGUUCUACCGGCGGAAGAAGCACCCAAACUUGGGCCCAUUUCUAAUCUUUGCCAUCUCCAGGCGGAUGGCGUACUGCAAGCGCGACUACAUUCUUCUGUUUGCGCUGCUGCUCCGAUCGCUGGGUGUUUACUGUCGGCUCGUCAUUUCCGCCACCGUUCCACCGAAGCAAGUCCCCCCUGAUCAGCUAUACAAAAUGGUUCCCCAGACUGCGCGGGAAUUGGCGAUGGAACGAGAGCUACUGCACGACUUUCGCCAAGCACCACAGGAAAGCAUGGUGUACGUGGCGAAGCAGAAACUCCUGGCACAGAUCGCGAAACAGCGCGAGCGAACGGUGAAGAGCGAUAGUGUCAGGAAGCGGAAAGGAUUCGUGGAUGGGUUCACCAUACCCCAGCUGGACGGUGGCGCGGACGAUGUCGGGAACAGAUUAGGGGGAAAGAAGAUGAAGCUAAUGGAGACCUCUUUUCUAACGUUGGGAAGCAAUCGGCCCAAGGCAGGCACGUCGCAUGCCUCCGAAUCGAAGGAUCCGGCUGGUGAGGCGCAACGAAGAAGACAACGCAUCUUGGCCGCCUAUCGAGCCCGGGCGGCCCGUUUCACGAGCAAGAGCAACCAGACGAGGGCACGGAAUGGCGGAGAUUGUAAGAUAAAAGCGAACCAAAAAGGAAAACUCGGUGUGGACUACUGGGUGGAAGUGUUCUGCGAGCACGAGGACAAGUGGGUCACGAUAGACGUGCUGAACGGUAGCGUGCACCGACUGGAGGACGUUGUGAAACAAGCAACCCAACCGAUCGCGUAUGUGCUGGCAUGGCACAACGAUGGCACAAUAAAGGACGUCUCACCCCGAUACAUCUCACGCUUUGGGAGUAAAAAGAGUAAACUUCGCGUCAACGAUGCUUGGCUCGAGGAGGCCCUCGGUCCGUAUCGGGGCACGCGUAAUAAGCGUGACAUAAUCGAGGACAUCAAGUUUGAGCGCUUGCUAAACAAACGGCCGUUUCCGGAGCAGAUUGGCGAGUAUCGGAACCACCCGAAAUACGCCAUCGAGCGUUUUCUACGGCGUAACGAAGCGAUCUAUCCACCCGAUGCACCGAUCGUGGGUCGCAUUCGGGAGGAGGCGAUUUAUCUGCGCAAUUGCAUUUACACGCUCUACUCCCGCGACGGAUGGUUACGUCAGGCCAAGACGGUCCGCUUAUACGAAGAACCGUACAAGGCGGUGAAGGCAAAGCACGAUCGGUUUAAGGGGACGGCCACGGUGGGCGACCAAAUGGUGGAGUUGUUCGGUGAGUGGCAGGUGCAAGACUACGAGCCGCCGGUGGCCAAGGAUGGGCUCGUGCCGCGCACUGCGUACGGUAACGUGGACCUUUUCAAGCCCUGCAUGCUUCCCAAGGGCACGGUGCAUCUACAACUUCCCGGGCUGAAUCGGAUCUGCCGGCGGUUGCGUGUGGACUGCGCACAGGCCAUUACCGGGUUCGAGUACCGGAAGGGUGGAUGUCAGGCGGUGUACGAUGGGUUCGUGGUGUGUGAAGAGUUCCGCGAACAGGUCGUCGACGAAUGGUACCAGGAGCAGAUGGUGCUGGCAGAGAAGGAGCAGGAACGACGCCGGAAGCGUAUCUACGCCAACUGGAGGCGACUGAUCGUGGGGAUUAGAAUACGCAAGAAGCUAAAAGAUCGAUACAACUUCGAUAACAUGUGA
Messenger RNA from Anopheles bellator, 3132 nucleotides. Its product is annotated as DNA repair protein complementing XP-C cells homolog. The coding region runs from base 1 to 3132 and encodes 1043 amino acids. Lineage: Eukaryota; Metazoa; Arthropoda; Insecta; Diptera; Culicidae. Gene Ontology annotation, biological process: mismatch repair; nucleotide-excision repair. The record is from RefSeq and is a predicted model, not a curated record. Gene Ontology annotation, cellular component: nucleotide-excision repair factor 2 complex; nucleus; XPC complex. The transcript has 4 exons. Gene Ontology annotation, molecular function: damaged DNA binding; single-stranded DNA binding.